Messenger RNA from Crotalus tigris (Tiger rattlesnake), 2852 nucleotides. RefSeq names its product distal-less homeobox 4 (gene DLX4). Gene Ontology annotation, biological process: cell differentiation; negative regulation of transcription by RNA polymerase II; embryo development. The transcript is spliced from 3 exons. Gene Ontology annotation, molecular function: RNA polymerase II cis-regulatory region sequence-specific DNA binding; DNA-binding transcription factor activity, RNA polymerase II-specific. The record is from RefSeq and is a predicted model, not a curated record. Lineage: Eukaryota; Metazoa; Chordata; Lepidosauria; Squamata; Viperidae. The coding region runs from base 396 to 1244 and encodes 282 amino acids.
CAAGCGUCCCCUCGGUGGUUUUCCUCCUCUCUUGUGGGACCCGGCGUGGAGAAAAGAGGGCGCUCGGGGGGAGCUUGAGGGAGAAGGCGAGGAGCGGGCGCCGUUGCUUGGACGCGAGCGACGGAAGGGCCCGAGGAGGCGGCGGAGUGGCAGCCGCUGCAGGUGGCAGUGUAGACGUCGGAGCUUCCCUUUGCUUGACACCAAGGGCUAAGGAGGCGGCGCUGUUCGAGCAUGAAGCUGUCUGGCAGCGGCAACAUUGGUAGCGGUCGCCGCCGCCGAUCGCUCGAAACGCGGUAGUGGCCGGGGCCGUGGAUAAGGCGGUGGCGGCGGCGGCGGCGGCGGCGGCGUCUGGGCGUUCUCCUUGUCCUGCCGCGGAAAGUCCCCCAGACCUUUUGAUGAUGACGAUGAAUUCUCUGGCCGAGAGCCUGCUGGGACCGCCGGACCCGUCUAAAGCGGCUUUUCUGGACUUCGGGCUGGGUCCCCCGCCUUCUCCGCACCAGCAACCCCAGCCCUCGCAGCCGCAGCAACACCCGACCACCUUGGCUCCUCCAUAUUCGCUCCAAGCCUUGCAUCCGCUGCCGCCGCCGCCGCAGCAGCAGCAGCCCCCGCACGACGGCGGUGUCUUUCCUCCUCCCGCCGCCUCCUACGGCAGCAGACCCCUGGCAUAUCCCCCUUACCCCGGGGCAGCCGGUGGCAGCCCUCACGCUUUCUACCAUCACCACCACCACGGCACUUCCUACUCGCCUUACCAGCAGACCUCGAGCGCCUUGGGCCAUGGGACGAGGCUGGAGGAGACGGAACUGGAGAAAUCAACCAUCAUAGAGAAUGGAGAAAUCCGCAUCAAUGGAAAAGGGAAGAAAAUCCGGAAACCACGUACCAUUUAUUCUAGCCUUCAGCUCCAGGCCCUCAACCAACGCUUCCAACAAACCCAAUAUUUGGCAUUACCUGAACGGGCAGAAUUAGCAGCACAGCUGGGCUUGACCCAAACACAGGUCAAGAUUUGGUUCCAGAAUAAACGUUCCAAAUUCAAAAAGAUUAUGAAGCAGGGCUCCAGCAUCCAAGAAGAUAAUUUACAUAGCUCUUCAUCUUUGUCCCCAUGUUCUCCCAACAUACCUCCACUUUGGGACAUCCCCAUGGCAUGCAAAGGACCUCCUCUGCCUUCUAACACCUACAUCAACAGCUUUGGACCUUGGUACCAACAGCCACAACACCAAGAUGCCAUGGGAAGGCCUCCAGUGAUAUGACAAAGACAGAAAUUGGAAUGUCAGAACAUCUCAUGUGCCUUUUUCUGUAAAUCUCUGACCGGCAUUCCUGGUAGAGGGAAGGGGGGCAAGGGUAGAGGAAAUGGCUUCUUUGAAGGAAUUUCCAGUCCUUUUCCCUUGACAAGAAGCCCUCUAGCUGGAGAUGAUUGCCCAUAUAUAUUCCCUUCUCUGAUCCAGAACCAUGUCUAACAAUGGUGACAGAACAUGUGAAGCAGAGAUUGGGAAAGGGCCCCAGACCCCCUUGAUUGCAAGUCAGGAGCCCCUGAGGAGAACCUCUUCAGUGGAAAUUUAUGAAAACAGUGCUUGUGUUAUGGUUCCAAAGAUAAGCUCAUGAGUAACAUGGCCUUACACAGCAUACUGUAUAGUUGUAUUAGGAAUAUGUUUGUUGCCAUGAGUUGUUGCUUCUGGCAAGAUUUCUGUGCCUUAAACAGUUUCAAUGACUGAUAUCAAUGAAAUUGGUGUAAGUUUUUUUUCCCCUGCUGUAGAGCUUCAGGAAGGGGUGAAAAGAUUUCAUUUUUGUACCUGUGUCCAGCAUGCAGCUAGAUAAAGGCAUUGAAGCAUUUAUUCUAUUUUUAUGGCAAUCUUAGUUUAGCUGAACAGAAUUCUAUUUCAGAAAGGUAUUAGAAAAAUGGACUGCUGAAUCGGGUAGAAAUUAAAAAAUGAAAGUCUAUGCAAGGGGCAAGGAGUCUUGAGUUUUUCGGUGUCUCCUGGACUCCAUCUCCUAUCAGCAUGUCUGAUGAUCAAAGAGGAUGGGUUUUGAAGUCCAACAGUUUAUGGUACAGUUCUAUACCCUUUCGAACAGUGGUACAACAUUAUGAUUUGGGGAGUAAAAUGCUGGUUGCUCUAGAGAUUUCUUCUCUGUCUCCCUCCUCAUGAGAUUAAAUUGGCAAGUACAGUAUAGCAACCUUGGCUCUUUUAUGAUUCAUGGACUUCAACUCCCAAAAUUCCUGAGCCAGCCAUGCUGAGGGAAUAAGAGGUUUCCAAGCUGAGCCAUGCUGGCUCAGGAAUUCUGGGAGUUGAAGUCCACAUAAAAGAGCCAAGGUUGCCUACCCCUGGUAUAGCCCAUCAAAAUGUGUUCAAUAUUUUCUCACCUACAAAAUAAAUUAUACUUGUAGGUAGUGAAUGACUAUAAGUAGCUCCCAACUAGCAAACAUCAAUAAGUAGGUUUUGAAAAUGAUCAAACACCACAAUGCCAAUUUCUUAAAGAUUAUGUUUAAGAAACCCAGAAUUGUUUUUACAGUUGACAAAAAGUUUGUGGAAUGUAAUCCCCAUAGUCGCCUGAUUUAAGUUUUGAAAAAAAAAAAUCAUAUUUGUUUCAACAACUGUAUGAAGUCUUCCCCAUUUGAAUAACUUUACCUGAAUAAGUUUAAUUUUAAGUACCCUUCAGCAUGCUUUGCCAAGCAGAAUGACAAAUGUUUUAUUUAUUGAAACAAAACUUUUGGUAUAUUGUAUUGUUUUCUCUUUAUAAACAGAAUGUAAAACUAUAAAUAUUUUCCUUUUUUUUUGUACACAUGAAUUUGUUAUGCCUUUUCCUUAUUUGGCUUGCAAAGUGUGAAGCUUAGAUUAAACUAGAGUUGGUGAUAAGAUAAA